AUGUUUCCAACAACCGACCAACUCACAAAUCACAUACUUGGCAACCAUGCUGGUGAUUUCUGGAUCUGCACCUUCUGUCCAGCAACUGCGAACAAGGAUGAGCACAUGGGACCGCCGCUGGCUUUCAAAUCCAACAAGGCAUGGGUCGACCACGUCAGCACUGAGCAUGGAGCUCGAGCGAAGCAGACGGCAGAUCACCAGACGGCAGAUCGAUUCCGGCGCAGACUUAUUCCUCCCAUAUCCUGUCCUCUAUGCGAGUAUCACUGCCACAAGCCUGACAGCAAGCUUGACGCACACAUAGCCCAGCAUCUCCAUUCUUUUGCGCUGCUCUCGCUGCCAUCGGAAUCGUGGACAAACCAGAAUGGAUACAAGGAGAGUAUGGGAAUUAGCGACUACAGAGCCAUCUUGAAUUUUCGCUCUUUUUCCGAGAGAAUGAUGAAGCAUACAUCACCACCCGCUGACAUGCCCAAGCCCACCAACACCCCGUGGAUCCCCAGCGCUCGCAGUUGGAGUUCGUCUUCUGAAUGGCCCGAGACUUUCCACUACUCAGGACGCCCAUCUUCCGAGGCCAUCAAACGGUGGUUUAAUGAAACCUCGCGAGACGCUCCCUUCAACAUAUUGGGGCCCAAAAGAGAUAACAGCAGAGAUGGCCUUUAUCACCCUCUCUAG
Molecule: messenger RNA, 669 nt
Organism: Pyricularia oryzae 70-15
Lineage: Eukaryota; Fungi; Ascomycota; Sordariomycetes; Magnaporthales; Pyriculariaceae
Exons: 1
Coding region: 1-669 (222 amino acids)
Source: RefSeq, a predicted model, not a curated record